AUGAACAACAAGCGAAAAAAUCGCCAAGGGCCACCGAGAUCACCACGGGGCCGAGUAGUAGCGGAGGGAGUUUACAACAAUGCUCAUUUCAUGCACGCAGCUACCUCACACGUGGGGGAUAUUGUCCAAGUGCUGACCCAGUCCGGGAGUCUGUGGGAGGGGGUCUUCAAAACUUUCAGUGCUCAGUUUGAGGUGGUACUAGAAGUAGCUCACAGAGUAGACCAAGACGGUGUGGUCGCAGUCGACUCAGUGGUGGAGAAACUGAUCUUCAAGCCGCAGGAUGUGGUGUCGAUCCGGGCCAAGGACUCGGACCUAGAAUACGCGACGCACGACGUGUUUCAGACCGACAGUGCGAUCUCUAGCAAGUUUAACGGCAACGGACGGCCGGGCGAGGAGCGGCAGCUGGAGCCGUGGGACGGAUGCGAGGGCGAGGCGGGGGACUCACCCUCGCUCAACGGGGACGCGCGUCUCGAGGACCUGGACCUGGACCACCGGGCCAACGGCUGGGACGCCAACGACAUGUUCCGGAAGAACGAGGAGGUGUACGGCGUGCACAGCACCUACGACCACUCGCUGGCCGGCUACACGCUGCAGCUGCAGCGCAAGGACACGCAGGACUAUAGGGAGGCCGAAGCGAAAGCGGAGGAGAUAGCCGCGGAGAUAGAGGGAACGGCCACUUACAAGGCGCGCAUCGAACUCGAGAACGGAGAUGAAGAGGAGCGGUUUGCGGCGGUGGUGCGGCCGCAGCACGAGCAGCCCAAGUACGUCAUACCUAACAAGAGGAAGAACGGGCAGCAACAGCAAACGAACAAACCUGCCAAGUCAGCCAGCGGGGCCGGGUCCCCGGGGGGUAAAGGCCCGCGGGACAAAGACCCCCGACCCCCGAGACAUCACCUCACUCCGCCGGCGCCCGCGACGGAUAGGCGAGUCGACGAUCAUAUGUCCGGGAGCAACCCGAGCGGCAGUGCCACCGGCAACAAGAGCUACGCUGCGCAGGCGGCUGGGCAUCACCCGCCACCGUUCCCGCACCACACGCACGCCCACGUAGCGCCAAACAGCAAAAUGAAUGGGGAACCCCGCUCGGCCACAGGACCGCGGCAAGGCUUCCCGUCACAUCACCAUCACAGCGGUCCCCCGUCGGAACCGAGCGGCCGAGGUCCUCGGCACGGACCGUCCGACACGAGGGAGCAGCGAGAUCCCAGAGAGCCACGAGACCAACGUGACCCGAGGGAUGUGCGGGACCAGCGGGAAGCCCGAGAACCGCGCAGGCAAGACGUCGACCUUCAGGAUCUACGCAAAUUCCACCAAGACUUCAAGUUGGUGGCUUCUCCCGCGCCGGCGCCCGUCCCCCAGGUGCAGGCGCAGCCACCUCCGCAACUGCAAGCCCCGGCCCAAGUGCAGCCCCCCGCGCAGCCGCCCCCGCAGCCAGUCCCCUUACCCCAACCGCAGCCGCCUCUCGCGCACAACCCUCAACCACCGUUACAGGUACAAGCGUGUCCCGUGCUACCGAACCCUCCAGAGGUAUCGGCGAACGUCGGACCUCCAUCGGAGCCCCACAAGCGACCCGCUCGGGCCCCAGAACACCAUAAGCCCCCGCCGGUCCCCGUCCCGGAGGACGCGGAGGAGACGAACCGCUCCCCCGAAGCCAGCUCGCCGGGCGUGGAGAGAGCUACUGCGACCCUCAAAAAGUCUACUCUCAAUCCCAACGCGAAGGAGUUCAAUCCCAGCGCCAAGAUUUUCACACCGCGGAGCCCCACGACUCCGUCGCACAGCAGGCCGCACACGCCCGGUACGCCAGUGGGCGUAACCAAUAUGGGCGUGGCACCGGUCGGCCUAAACGUGGUCGGUGGGUACGUGCCCGCUCCGCCACCUGGCCCGCACAUGAUCCCGGCGUACGCUGCAGUGAUGGCUGCCGCUGCAGCUGCUUCGCAGCAGCCGCCAGCCUAUUUGCCGCACCCGCAUCCACCACCGAACGGCCCGAUGGAGAUGAGUUGUGAAUGCCGGCAGUACGGUCCCCCCAUUCUGGUGCUCGCCGAAAAGAGGGAUAGGCACGACGCGGUGAGGAGUUUGGGGGAAAGGGGAGAGGCAGCGAGUGAUCAGUGUUCAGAAUUUCAUUGUACCUGA
This is a messenger RNA of Leptosia nina, 2124 nucleotides long. The record is from the annotation of a GenBank genome assembly. Lineage: Eukaryota; Metazoa; Arthropoda; Insecta; Lepidoptera; Pieridae.